Mesoplodon densirostris (Blainville's beaked whale) is the source of this 7237-nucleotide messenger RNA. RefSeq names its product regulating synaptic membrane exocytosis 3 (gene RIMS3). The transcript is spliced from 10 exons. NCBI's taxonomy places the organism in Eukaryota, Metazoa, Chordata, Mammalia, Artiodactyla, Ziphiidae. Gene Ontology annotation, molecular function: transmembrane transporter binding; small GTPase binding. Gene Ontology annotation, cellular component: cytoskeleton of presynaptic active zone; presynaptic membrane. The coding region runs from base 553 to 1479 and encodes 308 amino acids. The record is from RefSeq and is a predicted model, not a curated record. Gene Ontology annotation, biological process: calcium ion-regulated exocytosis of neurotransmitter; regulation of membrane potential; positive regulation of synaptic transmission.
GGGUCCCGGAGCACCUGCCCCGCCUUGCGGAGUCGCCUCGGCCAGCGGAGACCCCUCCCUGUCUGGACCCCGGCCCCACCUCCGGGUUCUCCCAACCUCUCUGGGGAGCCAGAGGACAAGAGGCAGGGCUUUGGCACCAGCCAGGCCUAUAUUCACAUCCCAGCUCUGCGGUUCUGAGACUCUUAUCACAUCACCUCCUCCUGGAAGCUACCCUGAUUGUCUUCACCUCCUUUCUUGAAAAUUGGUGUCUCAGAAGUUAACAGAAGGCUUGUGUAAAUGCCCUAGGUGUGUGCUGUUGGGAGGGGCACAGCCCCCUGUGAUGGGAACACCACAUUCAGAUUCAUCAGUUUGCAGGAGGACCCCUUCCACAGUCUGCCCAGGCUGGAGCCAGUUUUGUUCUGCCUGUUCUCAUUUUUGGCUGUGAAAACAACAGUCACGCUUACUGAAUAUUUACUCCGUGCCUGAUACCGUUCCAGGCACUUUCACCUGCGCUAAUUUAAUCCUUACAACAGUCCUACGAGGGUUGCCUGAGGCCCUGCCGCCCCGUGGAUCAUGUUUAACGGGGAGCCAGUUCCGGCCUCAGCUGCGGCCUCCAGGAACGUGGUGCGGAGCUCCAGCAUCAGCGGCGAAAUCUGCGGACCCCAGCAGGCUGGGGACAGGACCGGGACCACCACCGCCAAGAAGCGGCGCAGCAGCCUCGGGGCCAAGAUGGUGGCCAUCGUGGGCCUGACCCAGUGGAGCAGGGGCACACUCCAGCUCCCCCAGGCUGAAGGGGCCACCAAGAAACUGCGCAGCAACAUCCGGCGGAGCACGGAGACGGGUGUUGCCGUGGAGAUGCGGAGUCGGGUCCCUCGCCAGGGCAGCCGGGAGUCCACGGACGGGAGCACCAACAGCAAUAGCUCCGAUGGCACGUUCAUAUUCCCCACCACCCGGCUUGGAGGUGAAAGCCAGUUCAGCGAUUUCCUGGAUGGCCUGGGACCAGCCCAGAUUGUUGGGCGACAGACGCUGGCAACACCACCAAUGGGGGAUGUGCACAUUACCAUCCUGGACCGGAGCGGCCAGCUGGAGGUGGAAGUGAUUGAGGCUCGGGGCCUGACCCCCAAACCAGGCUCCAAGUCCCUCCCAGCCACCUAUAUCAAGGUUUACCUACUUGAGAACGGGACCUGCUUGGCCAAGAAGAAGACAAAGGUGGCCAAGAAGACCUGUGAUCCCCUGUACCAGCAGGCGCUGCUCUUUGACGAGGGGCCCCAGGGCAAGGUGCUGCAGGUGAUCGUCUGGGGAGACUAUGGCCGCAUGGACCACAAGUGCUUCAUGGGCAUGGCCCAGAUCAUGCUGGACGAGCUGGACCUGAGUGCCGCGGUCACCGGCUGGUACAAACUCUUCCCCACCUCCUCUGUGGCAGACUCUACGCUCGGCUCCCUCACCAGGCGCCUGUCCCAGUCCUCCCUGGAGAGCGCCACCAGCCCCUCAGGCUCCUAAGGGCCUCAGGAAGAGGCCUGGAUGCAGUGUGGGAAGGGGUGCUGCCACCCCCCGUCUCCUCCCCUGUACAUAGUCUUCAUGUCUUUUUGGACCCCUUGCCUUGCUGCAUGCCUGUUGGCUACUGGGCCUGUCCCAGCUGGCAGUGGAGACUCUAGUAUGUGUGCGUGUGUGUUUGUGUGUGUGUCUGUAUGUGACCAUGUUAGAUCUGUUCAUUUGUCUGGGUGUAUUUGGUCUUAGUGACUAUAUGGGCUGAAAUCCAUGUCUCUCUGUGUCUCGUUGUAAAGAAACCCAAAGGAGAGUUGCGUGGACAGGACUCCACUUGAGUCCAGGGGUGGAAGUGGGAGACGCAGCCACUGGUCCAUCCCACCUGGUCCUAGGCUCCGGGCAGAGCCUGCAUGUCCCCGCCUGUGCCUGUUCUUGGUGGUCCCUGCUUAGUUUUCUGUCUUGUUCUUUGUUCCACCUCUGCCUCGCCCAGCACCUCUGCUCUUUUUUGAGGAAUGUAGCGUCCACUGCAGCUGGCCACACCGAGGCCCCUCUGGGAAUCCUGACACCCCUCCUCUUCACUGGGCACUCCGGCUGCUCUUCCCACCGAAUGCAUCCACAGCAUGUAGCAUCUCACCUAGCGCCCUGGCCAGGGCUCUGGGAGGCAGACGAUGCCGGGGAGCUGAGGGCUUAAAGACCGCUUUCUCCCUCGGGCUGGCGCCACCUCCUUCCUACAAGUGAGAUUGAAGGAGGUGUCAGUUCCCAGGGCUGCAGGCCAGGUACCUUGGAGGAAAGUGCUGGUACCUCCCUUAGAAUUGUUCACCUCCUGUUUUCCUCCAAGCCUCCUCACUUGCGACAUGCCAAAGGAGCUCUCCCAGUGGACCCCAGGUGGUGUGGAGUGGACGGUCUUGACAUGCAAGAGGUUGGCCUCAUGGGGAUGUUACCUGCCAAAGUGGGCAGCCCCUGGUGGCACCUGUGUCCAUCCCAGGCCCUGAGGGUGGCCCUGUGCCCCUCUGGGCUCAUCCUGGAGGGGCCUGGCUUGUUGAGGAUGUGCCCAGGGCAGGGCUGCUGGCAGGAAUGAGGAGGGCUGGGGCUGACUUGCUCUGAGAAUCCUGUCCGACCUUUGGGGAUUAGCUGCAUGAAGUUGAUUAUUGGGGGCUCUAUUUUUUUUUUUUUCUCUUUUCCAGACCAGGGUCCAUGUCUGGGAGCUCAGAUUCACUGAGGCUUCAGCCUCCUGGCUCCACGGACAGCUUGGCUGUAGACUCUAGACCAUCACAGUCACCAGCUCUGUUUAAGCAAUACUCACCCCUCUCGGCCUUCCUGCCCCCUGCCCCCUGCCGCUGCCCUCUGGAGGGUAGCCUGGCCUGCUCUAGACACCGCGCCUGCCUCUGCUUUCUUUCCACCCUUGUCUGGUUGGAGCUUCCCAAAGCCACUCAAACCCUGACCUGAUUGGACAGCUGGGCCCUGGGGGUGGGCACCAGGGCCUGGACUGGACCUUGUGAGAUGUCUGCUGGGAAUCCUGAAGUCUGGCUCAGGAGUGCCCAGAUCUGUCCCUCUCCUUCCUCAGGUCUAGCAUGAAAGGCAAGAGGUUGCCCAGGAGGUGGACACAGCAGCCCUUGGGUUCAGGUCUGGUGGGGUGGAAAGAGGCAGGAGGAGGGGUCAAGGUCUGGGACAGGCUUGCGCUCUGCCUCUUGCCCAGGUAUCACCCCUGAGAGCUGCACUGACUCUAACCCGCGUAUGUGGGGAUCCGUGGAGAGCUGCUUGGACUCCAUCCAUAAACGAAGCCAGACGGGCCUGGAGCUGGAUUCUGAGGCAGGCAGGUGGAGACAGAGGCUGAGACAGAGCCAUCCCCACCGAGGGGUCCUUUCUGGCAGGACCCACAUUAGGCUGAAGCCAAGGCCUGGCCACCUCCCUCCCGUGAAAACCAGGGGGAGAAGCCAGGUCCCCACUGGUCCUGCCCACAGACAAAAAGUGGGUGAGGACAGUAAGGACAAGAUAAGCUCGCGGGCUCCUUACUCCUGCUGGAGGCUCCAUUCCUGUAUUAUCAUGGCGGGAACGCUUGUGUGUGUGGAGAGAGAGACAGCUAGGCUGAGUUUUCUCUUUCUGCAGAGAUUCUCUCCUAGGGUCAGACUGGGUAACGCAUGCGUCUCUCAUGUUUCUAAAAUAAGGCAAAGGCCUCUGUGCUCUUAGAUCCUAGGGUGGGGAGUGGGGGUGGGAACUCGCUUGCAAAAGCGUAUUUCUGUGUCCUGUGGGUGAUGCAGAGCAGCCACCCUCAGAAUGGUUGGAAAUCCUUGACGCCUUUGGGGUGGUGGGAUGAUUAGUGACCCAUAGGAUAGCGCAGACGUUUGCUGAUGUGGCACCGAGCGGUGACCCGCAGACCAUGCGGUUACCCCCAGGGAAUGGGGGGCAUCAGUGAGGGGUGUCACCUUCAUUCCUCUAGAGGCACAGGAGGACAGAAGGAGCCACCAGCAGAGGCGGCUGCUGGCCCCUUGCCUCUUAGGAAGGUUGGCUGGUACAGGGAAAGUUCUAGCCAGAGGUGGGGCCUGACGUGUCCGUGACUUGGGCUGACCUGCUGACAACCCCCAGCUGCCAAAACUGCCCAAGAGUUGGGCUACUCCACUGUUCCACCUCAAUAAUGGGAAGUCAUUCCCCACACAAAUUCAUGUUGGGGAAUUAUUUUUAACCCUUUGUACCAAAUUAAGUUACUACUCCCCACCUGGACUUUUCUCCCAUGAGGGUAAAAGUCAAGUGAGUCUCCGUGUAUGGGUGGUGGUGAGUGGCUGGAUUUAAGGGUCUGUCUCUCAGCGUCCUGGAUGCAGGGGCUUGUUUGGAAAGCUGUUCUGGAGCUAGCCUGUCCCAGGAGAGGGGGGAGCACACGUGUGACUGCUGGCCUUCCCUGGAGGGGGCAGCAUCUGUCCCUUGAGGAAGGCGUGGCAGGGAGGGAAGGAACAUGAUCCCCUCAGACACUGUUAGAUGCAGUGUCCUGACUCCACAUGCCCUCUCCUUACCCCAGGGGACCCUGGGGCUGAUGACAGGUGGAGCGGGGGCUCUUUGUCAUUCCGUCUUCCUCUGCUCAGGCAGGAUUCGUGGAAGAUGGGGCAGAGACAGCGGCGGUCCUGCAGCGAUGCUGGGCUAAGGGCAGGAACCAUGACAGGUGAUUCAGAACAUCUGUCUUCACGUUUCCGCCCCGUUCAAUCUGUCCCACUUCCUUCAUAGACUCCUUCCCUAAAGGGAAGUCUGUGAUGGGCCUUUGGUAUGAAUCAGGCUCCAGCAAAUGGGGCCAAGUCUUGGUUCUUCCCUGAAGAAUCAUAUCCCCUUUGUCAAGCCGUCUCCUAAACUACUCCCCACCCAGUCUCUCCCCCCACCCAGCAGUCCCAGGAAAGGAGCCCUCAGGAGGCUCUCAGUAUACAACAAGCCCAGGCACUGCCAGCAUUUCAGGGGGCCGAGAGAGAGGGUUCCCCUCUAGCUCACCACUCGUGGGAUCACUGGUUCUCCCAGGGGCCUGACCCCCACCAGGGCAAGCAUGCCUGCCAGCCUUGAGGAGAGCAGAAGCCUCCCACCCCUUUCAAAGACACUAGAGCCCUCCAAGGGUAUUUUUUUGGAAAUGAAAUGUAGCACAACCUUAGACUGCGUUAAUCAGGAGCCCUGGCACGCAACCAGGGUUCUUGCUCCACACCCUGCUGUCCAGGAGAUGCCAUGCUCCUCCCCCGCCAGGGCUCCAGAGCUCCUGAUACCUCCGAUUCCCCAUCUUCUUCAGCCCAGAAAGCAUCAGGGCUUCAGGAAAGCUGCUCUUCCGCUUCUUUGAUUGCUUCCUGCACUGUGCGAAGCCCGUGCAAGCAACUGCUGUCUUUGCUUGAUGGUGGAGACAGGUGGCCUGUCCUUCAGGGCCAGGAGGUGGUCCAGCAGGCUUUCUGCAGUGGCUGCAAGGAGAGGGAAAAGAAGAGGCCUGCUGCCCUGCCGACUGCUCCCUUUCUCUUCCUCUCCCCCGGAGUUUUCUUCUCCAAUAUCCUGACACAGAAAGAGGUUCUUUAAAAUGCUGCUUCCUAUACUGGAUUACCGUUCACUGAAUGAUCAGGAAGGAGGUAGGAAUGUAGACUCAUCCCCUGCCUUCUCCCUCAAGUCUGCUUUUCACUCAGGUCAGAAGAAAUUGGGCCAAAACAAAACAAUCAUGACUGAAGGGCAGGGGAACCCCGCCCGAUCCAGUGAGGCCUGAUGGGGGGCUGGAUCAGCCUAGUCUGGCUGGGAAAGGGUUAUUUUGAAAGAGUGCCUGAGCAUCUCAGAGCGACUGUCAGUGAUGCCAAAGAGAGCAACUUGGCCUCCUCGGGCACCAGCUCUGCCAGCUGAGCCGCACACGUGCAGCUCAGGUGUCAGCAUGCCCGACGGUGGGACCUUGUUCUUUGACAAAGGGCUUAGUCUUUCCAUGUAGCAAAGCAACUUCCCCUCCCCCAAACCCUGAGCUCAGGCUUUUGUGGGCCCAGCAAGGCUGUGCCUGUGAAGGAAACUUGCAUUCUCGCAGAGGCCCAGACCGGCUUGGGGAGGAUGCUCGUCAAAAAGCAUGAGUGUUACUGCUCUGGGAAGACCUUCCCAGGCUCUGAUUGGAAACUUGGCCAGUAAGGACAGGAGCCUUCGCCCUCCCUGGGAGCUCACACUGAUGCCAGGAAGGGUCCUUGGGACUGGGUUCCAGAGAGCUUGGCAAAGAGAAAUGGGUCCUGGGAAUUCCAAAGGCAACAGAGCAUCCGCCCCAAUGGUCAGUGGCCUGGACAGCUGGCUACGGAGAAUCAAAGGCUAUUAUAUACAGAGAAGACUUGUGCAAGACUUGUGCAAGACUCCUCACUUUUCUGGGCCUCCGCUUCCUCAUGUGCAAAACCAGAGCAUUUGCUAGUUAUUCCAUGGUUCCCUCCAGGUUUUAAGUCUAAUCUGGAGUUGAUGAGGGUCGUGAGCCUGGUGCACCUGGCACCUGGUUCCACAGGCUGGUUCCUUCCAGACCUGCGUGCCCAAGCUGGGUGCAGGUCCUCACCCGUCCAUGCCCAGAUGCUGCUUCCGACAAGAACUCUGGGAAUCCUAACAGACUCUUCUUCUUCCACCUCUUCCUGGUUUGUUGUUGUUUUCUUAUGUAAUGAGAUAAUUAAGGGUUGUCUACAAUGGACUUUUUCCAAGGUGCUGAUGUGAUGUCACAACCUCAGAUGCAUCCUGCGUAGGUCAGUAUCCCCACCAGCAGAUGAGGCUGGGUUGGUCCUCAUUUCUGCUUCUAGAGUGAGAAAAUGGGAGAAUUUUAAAGGGAGAUGCUCUCUGAUGGGAGGAGAGAGGGAACUUAUUUCCCUUCAAAGUAUUUUGCUUCUUGAAACAAAAAAUUACUCUUCUCCAGAAUGUCUUUUACCAGACACCAUCUCAUCAGGCAGAGUGGCUGCUGCUUUCUUAGGAAAAGUUGGCCUGAUUAUUCCAUCCACUCCUUUAGAAUGUAAAUUCAUAGGAGGCAAGAACCCCUUUUUUAGAAUUUCUAAAUGCAUCCUUCAAAGAGAGCAGAUAGGGACUGAGAAGCACACUGUUUAGAUAAGAAGCAAUUAGCCUUUUAUAUCUGUGCUCUAUACAUUUUCUAUGUGCAGCAUCUUUCCAAACUCGUUGUGGCUCCCAGGUGGCAGGUGGAUGGACGGGGAGGACUGCCGGCUGUUUCUUACAACACUCUUGCCAAUUCCCUUGAGGAGAAAAUUCUUCACAUGGCUUCUGCAUGUACAGUAUUUGGGCAGCAAAAAAAUGAUUAAAGUCCGUUUGAAAAUGG